Trypanosoma cruzi is the source of this 2331-nucleotide messenger RNA. Its product is annotated as trans-sialidase, putative. Gene Ontology annotation, biological process: ganglioside catabolic process; oligosaccharide catabolic process. Gene Ontology annotation, cellular component: intracellular membrane-bounded organelle; membrane; cytoplasm. Lineage: Eukaryota; Euglenozoa; Kinetoplastea; Trypanosomatida; Trypanosomatidae. The record is from RefSeq and is a predicted model, not a curated record. Gene Ontology annotation, molecular function: exo-alpha-sialidase activity. Bases 1 to 2331 code for a protein of 776 amino acids. The transcript has a single exon.
AUGGUCUCACGUGUUGCUGCAGUGAAGGCACCCCGCACACACAACCAUCGCCGUGUGACCGGAUCCAGCGGAAGGAGGAGGGAAGGAGGAGAGAGUGAGCCGCAGAGGCCCAACAUGUCCCGGCGUGUGUUUACUUCCGCGGUGCUGCUGCUCCUCGUCGUGAUGAUGUGCUGCGGCGGUGGUGCUGCAUCCAGUCAGGACAUGCCGUCGUCAAGUCAGGGAGCUUCGUCGGAGAAAUAUUACGUUUGGACGGAGAAGAAAGGGGGUGAAACUGUGGGUUUGCUCCGUGUUCCCGGUCUUGUUGAGAUGAAUGGCGAAGUAUUUGCCGUUGCCGAGGCGCAGUUGAAGGGUGAAAGCGAUUUUAAUGGGAUUGCCUCGGAGCUCUUGACGUUAACUGGCCAGGAAUCAAAAGAAUUGGUUAAAGCUCAAGUGGAGACACAAGUGCUGGUGGAAUGUUCUCCCGACAAAAAGAAUUGUGCCUCCCAUUCAGAAGUUUCGGCUGGCUCUCAGAGUGAGAAGAGAGUACAUGUGAGCCGACCAACAACAGUUGUGAAGGGAAGUGAUAUUUACAUGCUUGUUGGGAAAUACAGCCGGACAGCUGCCGCUUGUGGUGCUCCGGGGAGUCGUGCAGGUGUCUCUGGACUUUUGCUAGUGAAAGGGGAAGUCAGUGAUGAGGAAAGUGGCAGUGAAAAAAGAAUCCAAUGGAAUGAGAACCAGCGACUGACCGGCACCUUUUCUGAUGAUGAACACAAAUGCUUGACGCAGCUGAUAGGCGGUGGUGGAUCGGGCAUUAAGACUAAUGACGGUACUUUUUUGUUUCCAGUGGAAGCUAGAAAGAAGCAGAACGAGGACGGAAACACAAAGACUGUUUCACUGAUCCUAUACUCGAAGGAUACUAAUACGAAUUGGAAGCUGUCGAAUUGGAUGUCUGACGGUGGCUGCGGUGAUCCCUCCGUCGUGGAGUGGAAGGACAAACUCAUGAUGAUGACUGCGUGUGAUGAUGGCCGCCGUAGGGUGUACGAGUCCGCUGACAAGGGGGAUUCGUGGACGGAGGCACUCGGGACGCUCUCGCGCGUGUGGGGCAACAAACAAAAGGGAAAUGUGAAGGGCGUUGGAAGCGGGUUCAUCACAGCGAGGAUUGAGAACAGGGACGUGAUGCUCGUCACUCUGCCGGUGUACGCCAAAAAAGAAGAAAAGGAAAGUGUGGAAAAGGGUGAACUCCAUCUUUGGCUGACGGACAAUACGCACAUUGUUGAUAUUGGGCCGGUAUCUGUGGAAGGAGACGAUGUUGCCGCCAGCUCCCUGUUGUACAAAAGCGGAGAUAAUAAUGAGUUGAUUGCACUGUACGAGAAGGAGGGCGAUGGGGAUACACCAUCACUCGGUAUGGUCUCUGUGCGUCUGACUGAGCAGCUGGAGAAGGUAAAGGAAGUGUUGAAGACCUGGAAGAAAGUGGACGAACGUGUCUCCCAGCUGUGCCCUUCAACUGCUGCGAAGGUUGCAUUACCUCAAAAUGUCUGCAGCGCUGGUAAGAUCACGGCUGGGCUGGUUGGCUUUUUGUCUGGCAGCUUUUCCGAGAGCACAUGGAGGGACGAGUACCUCGGGGUGAACGCCACAGUAAAGGGUGGUGCAGCAAAGGCAAAGACUUCCGAUGGAGUGACGUUCCAUGGAGCGUGGGCGGAGUGGCCCGUUGGCGCGCAGGGGGAGAAUCAGCUGUACCACUUUGCGAACUACAACUUUACUCUUGUGGCGACGGUGUCCAUCGACGGUGUGCCGAAGGGAGAUACUCCCAUUCCUUUGAUGGGUGUGAACAUGAAGGGUGAACAAGGGAAAUUUUUUGGGUUGUCGUACGAGAAAGAAAGGAAGUGGAUGUUACUGUGCGGUGACGGAACAACUAAUUCUGGGGAACUCAGCAGCACUGGGGAACCGGGGACAAAACGCCACGUGGUAAUUUUGCUACGGAACGGCACCCAGGGCUCCGUGUACGUCGAUGGUCAGCGUGUCGGAGAUGCGUCAUGUGAAUUGGGAGAAGCAGAAUCGAAAGGGAUCUCACACUUCCACAUUGGAGGGGAUGGAGACAAGACACGGGAACAAGAAGGCGUGCCUGUGACGGUGACGAACGUCCUGCUGUACAACCGCCCGUUGAGUUCCGCGGAGAUGACUGCGCAUAACACAAUUAAACUUUCUAUUUCGCAAACAGCGAAAGAAGGAGAAACGGAUGAAGGUACCGCCCUUGACGGUGGAGCACACGGUGAUGCCAGCAAUCAUUGCGGAAGCGGACUGCUGCCAUCGCUGCUUCUUCUGUUGGGACUGUGGUGGUUUGCGUCUCUGUGA